AUGUCCUCUGCCGCUGACAGUCUCAAAAAGCCUAUUCUUGCUCUCCCCUCCACUGCUGAUGAAACUGUCAAUGUCGAUAUCAAUGAUACCUACAAAUUAAAAGAACUUGGUCCCAUCGUGAUUAAUGAGAAUGGCACUAUGAGCAGAAUCAACAACUGGUUUGAAAUGAACGACAUUGAAAGAGCCAAUGUCAAUAGAAUUUUAUUGAAAAGAAACAGAGAACGCUUAGCAAAACUUAAAGAAGCUGCAGAUAAAGCAGAAGCAGAAGCCAAAGAAGUGUAA
Messenger RNA from Mucor velutinosus, 282 nucleotides. RefSeq lists its product as uncharacterized. Lineage: Eukaryota; Fungi; Mucoromycota; Mucoromycetes; Mucorales; Mucoraceae. The record is from RefSeq and is a predicted model, not a curated record. Bases 1 to 282 code for a protein of 93 amino acids. The transcript has 2 exons.